This is a messenger RNA of Teleopsis dalmanni, 993 nucleotides long. RefSeq names its product phenoloxidase-activating enzyme-like. NCBI's taxonomy places the organism in Eukaryota, Metazoa, Arthropoda, Insecta, Diptera, Diopsidae. Gene Ontology annotation, molecular function: serine-type endopeptidase activity. The transcript has 6 exons. Gene Ontology annotation, biological process: proteolysis. The record is from RefSeq and is a predicted model, not a curated record. The coding region runs from base 43 to 993 and encodes 316 amino acids.
UUUUUAAUUGAAAUAUUAAUUAUAUAAAAAGUUAAUAAAUAAAUGAUUGCAAUGAAAUUAUUAAAUCUAAUAUUGUGUGUGAUUUUUGUAUUUACAAAACGAUUUGUUACAAGUCAAGUGCAUUUAAAUGGCUGUUACACACCGUCGGGAGAUAUUGGCAUAUGUACAUCACUUAAGUUAUGCCCACAAGUAGUAAAUCUUUUCACUAGAAUGCCACAAAAUACUGCCACACAAUAUUCCAAAGCAUUGCAGCGCAGUUGUGGUAAUCGCAUCUCUUUCGAUAAUUACCCAAUUGUUUGUUGUACAGAAAUACAUGCAGGUAUACCUAAUAAUAAUAAUAACAACCCAAGACAAAACCCAGAUAGAGAUACAUUUACUCUACCCUCGUCUACAACUGAAAAAAUAGAUGAGGCAAAAAUAUUGAGUCACACAACGCCACGAAGUGAAGGAUCUGAUAAUGUUUGUCAAGGACCAACAGGAGAUAUUGGAUUUUGUAUAUCUAUACAUAAUUGUACAAACUUAUUGGAUCGCAUUAGAGCCACUCCAAAUGAUGAAAAUUUGAAAUCUGAACUAAGAUCAUCGAAUACAAUUUGCGGUUCAAAAGACAUGAAUGUUUGCUGCCCUGUAACUAAUAGUAAAUCGAGAGCAGUAAAUACCGGUGAGACGCCGCGACGUUUGCCAACUGAAGAUGAGGGUUGUGGUUUUGUACGUCAAGCAACUGGUAAAAUCGUUGGAGGUAGAGAAAGCGAAAUUGGUGAUUGGCCUUGGAUAGCGUUAAUUGGUUAUAAUGCUUAUAGUUUGAAUCCGUUUCGUUGUGGUGGAAGUUUAGUUACCGCAAAACAUGUCAUAACAGCAGCGCAUUGUAUUACUCGAGAUCUAUCAUUUGUACGCUUAGGUGAGCAUGAUUUGAGUACACAAUCCGAGACAAAGCAUUUGGAUGUAGAUGUCGAUAAGGUAAAAAUUAGUUAUUAUGAUAUGCAAUACGUUAACUAA